Messenger RNA from Zingiber officinale, 2260 nucleotides. RefSeq names its product plant cysteine oxidase 2-like. Lineage: Eukaryota; Viridiplantae; Streptophyta; Magnoliopsida; Zingiberales; Zingiberaceae. The transcript has 3 exons. Bases 512 to 790 code for a protein of 92 amino acids. Gene Ontology annotation, molecular function: oxidoreductase activity, acting on single donors with incorporation of molecular oxygen, incorporation of two atoms of oxygen. The record is from RefSeq and is a predicted model, not a curated record.
UUGACAGACGGCCAGCACGGCGACCCAGCUGCCUUUUCUGUCAACGUCACCUGCAACACUCGACGUAAAAAAAGCAGUUUGAAGCAGCCCACGGAAUUGAAAGCCUCGCCAUGGCACCUGGUUUUCCUUAUGUACACCUCGUUAAAAAUGGUAUGGUAUUCGUAUCCUCAAUCUCCACCUCCAUCCGCCACCACAAUACUUCCCUUUUUUCCGCCCGUGACGGUUUGCUGCCAAUACUUCCCUUUUCGCAUCCCAAUUCCGCCGGAGGAGGAGAAAGAGAUCCCUUUUCACCCUCUUCUCUUUUGAGGAAUCGAAAGUGAAUACCUUUGGCAACUUUAUGUGUGUUUUGUGCAAAAACCUCCGUCUCCGAUCCACCCAAACGCGGGCUGUUCACGUUUGUUGCAGUUUUCGCGCUGUGGCAUUCCGUGACCCCGUAAAGUUAGGCUUUUGAUCGCGUCCGGGGUUUCGGAGGAGGCUGUGCCAGUGGCAGAAAAAUCCGACGCUGGCUCCGAUGCCGAGUGCUGUGCAGAGGCUGUUUGAUACCUGCAAGGAUGUGUUUGCUGAUGUCGGAUCAGGGGCCGUCCCGUCGCCGGCUGAUGUGGAGCGCCUUCGAUCCGUCCUGGAUACUUUAAAGCCACAAGAUGUUGGUCUAAGUCGCAACCUACCCCUUUUCAAGCAUGCCUCAACAAAUAGACCUCCUGCUGUAACAUAUUUGCACCUUUCUGCAUUCCCCAAUUUUUCGAUUGGUAUUUUUUUGCCUCCCACGAACAGCAGUCAUCCCGCUACAUAAUCACCCGGGCAUGACUGUUUUUAGUAAAAUUCUUGUUGGCUCCAUGCAUAUUAAGUCCUACGAUUGGGUUACUGAUCCUCAGAGUCCCAACGAAAAAAUCAUGUCCCCAAGUGGUGUGUGCUCUGUCGGAAUGUUCAGUUAGUACUAAGUGCCUAGCAAGCAUAAGCCUCUCCGACUUGUUUUGAUGAUUUUGACUAGUUGUUGCUCGGGAAAUCUGCAGGUGCAUGCUUGGCAAAGGUGAACACUGAUGCCGUCUUCAAGGCACCUUGUGAGACAUCCGUUUUAUACCCUACUACUGGGGGUAACAUACAUCGUUUCACUGCAGUGACCCCUUGUGCAGUUCUUGAUGUCCUUGUACCACCAUACAAUGACAAUGAAGGAAGAGCCUGCACUUAUUACGAAGAGCAUGCAUACUUGAGUUUUCCUGGUAUUUGCUCCUCUUGUUGGCAAUAAGCUUUAGUCGAUUUGCUGUCCUAUAGUUUCACUAUUAAAUUAUAAAAAUAUGCAAUAAAGUUAACAGUACAGAAAAAGAAAAGGAAAAGGAGAUCGUUUGUCUGUUUAUUAUCCAAAUUCAUUUAUUCUUUGAGUUGUUUGCAAUGAAAGCUUCUUCAGAUAUUUACCUCUUACCCAUAUAAUCUUGGAAAGGUUUCAUUAUUUUUCAAUGCAAUAGAUAAGCUGAAUCAGAAAUUGUUUUGGUUUUUGGUCGCUCUAAACCUUCAGAAGACCCAUCUCAUGUUGAGCAUCUACGUGCAUGGCGUAUAAGCUUCUUGCCUAAAGGAAUAAAUAUUAGUUUCUGAUUGUCAUUCCAGUCUAACAGAUUUAGCAGAUGUGGUCUCACUAGCUGCCUUUUAGUUGCUGCAGUCCCAGGGGCAGGCGAUGGUGACUACGUGUGGCUGGAAGCUAUGGCGAGUGAACCCGAAGAACUUGUCGUACGCGGUAGCCAAUACACAGGACCAGAAAUUGUAGAGUACUGACCUCUUAAAAUGCUAUGAUGCUGCAAAUUUUGCAGAAAAGCAAACAAGACUUGCUGGGUUGCAUGUAAAUACACAGAAAGCAAAGGAAUUUGAGGCAAUAAAAGGGACAUGAGUAAGGGUGCCUUCUCUAUUCAAAAAGUCUUUGGUUUCUUCGAUAGAUCUUUAACAUAAAAACACAUCCACAAUGUGCCUUCAAGUUUGUUUAUAGCCAAUUUGUUUUUAUAUAGAAUUUCUCCAUUCUCCUUUUCGAUACUGAGUAGCGGACAGUCCUGGGAAUUUAAGAUUAGUUUGCUACUGCCAUUUUGGCAUAGCCAUUGAUUUUAACAGGAGUUCUAUUUCUCUAAUCACUUGUAUCCAUGACAUAUUUCAUGGUUUCUAAAAACAACCAAGUGUGGUGCUAGAAAUGUAGAUUGUUAUGUGCAGAAUUCAGGUCAUAUCAACAAAAAAAACACACUGAAGUUGAAUUGCAGCCCUGAGAUGAUCUUCCAUUAAGUCU